Messenger RNA from Oreochromis niloticus (Nile tilapia), 3523 nucleotides. Its product is annotated as carcinoembryonic antigen-related cell adhesion molecule 1-like. Gene Ontology annotation, biological process: T cell receptor signaling pathway; regulation of cytokine production. The record is from RefSeq and is a predicted model, not a curated record. Bases 292 to 1902 code for a protein of 536 amino acids. NCBI's taxonomy places the organism in Eukaryota, Metazoa, Chordata, Actinopteri, Cichliformes, Cichlidae. The transcript has 8 exons. Gene Ontology annotation, cellular component: external side of plasma membrane. Gene Ontology annotation, molecular function: signaling receptor binding.
GAGGUCAGAGACCAGGACUUCAUCAGGAUUAUUCUGUUUACUUCAGUUUUACAGUUUGAUUCACACUCACAGCUGAUUUGGACGGAUUCCAUUAACACGCUUUUUUCAAGUUUUCACAUUUUGAUUUUUUUCCCAUCACAAUGAGGAGCAGAAACUGAGGAUUUCCCUGAACUCCUGACAACAAAGACGAGCCUGAGAGCUGAAGACUGUCUACUUUUCAACCUUAAAAUAGGAACCAAAAAUUUAAACAAUAAACACAGAGUUGGACCAGAAGAACUACAAGACUUGGAAAUGGCAGCUGGACCACAGUGGCUCUGCGCAAAUUUGCUGUUUGUCAUGUUCGUCUCUGCAGACGAGAAAAUCAUCCCAGCUGAGUCUGGACAGGAUGUCACUCUGACAUGUCGAGCUACAAACAAGAACAUCUACACUUUAGAGUGGAGUAGAGCUGACCUGGGAGGUAAAAAUGUCCUUUUCUACUGGAAACAUCACUUUGAUCCAGCCAACCAGCAUCCAUCUUUUAAGAACCGAGUGGAUCUGAAGGACAGACAGAUGAAGGAUGGAGAUGUGUCUCUGAUUCUGAAGGAUGUGACAAUUGAUGACACUGGAAGAUACGAGUGUCGUGUGGUCAUGGAACAAACACGCUCAUGGGGGUUCAUCAGCAUCAUCAACCUAAGAGUUGUUGUUCCUCCAGACAAAAUCAUCCCAGCUGAGCCUGGACAGGACGUCACUCUGACAUCUCAAGCUCCAAACAACAACAUCACAGCUGUAAAGUGGAGCAGGGCUGACCUGGGAGAUAAAAAUGUGCUUUUGUACCGAGAUGGGAAGUUUGAAACAGACAACCAGCAUCCAUCUUUUAAGAACCGGGUGGAUCUGCAGGACAGACAGAUGAAGGCUGGAGACGUGUCUUUGAUUCUGAAGAAUGUGACGACAGCUGAUACUGGAACAUACGAGUGUCGUGUGGCUCAAAAAUCAGAAGAAAGGAUGAAGCUCAGGAGUCGUCGCAGCCUGAUAGUUGCAGAGCCAAAAACUCUCCCAGCUGAGUCUGGACAGAACGUCACUCUGACAUCUCGAGCUCCAAACAAGAACAUCUACACUUUAGAGUGGAGUAGAGCUGACCUGGGAGGUAAAAAUGUCCUUUUCUACCAGAAACAUCACUUUGAUCCAGCCAACCAGCAUCCAUCUUUUAAGAACCGAGUGGAUCUGAAGGACAGACAGAUGAAGGAUGGAGACGUGUCUUUGAUUCUGAAGGAUGUGACGAUUAAUGACACUGGAAGAUACGAGUGUCAUGUCUUCAUGACUGAAACACGCUCAUGGGAGGUCACCAGCUUCAUCAACCUAAGAGUUGUUGAUCCACCAGGUCAGAAAAACAUCACAGCUUUGUCUGGACAGGACGUCACUCUGACAUGUCGAGCUCAAAAAAAGAUCACUGUUUUAAAGUGGAGCAGAGCUGAUCUCGGGUCAGAAUAUGUGCUUCAGUACCAUGAUAAUCAGUCUGUUCCAGAUGACCAGCAUCCAUCUUUUAAGAACCGGGUGGAUCUGCAGGACAGAGAGAUGAAGGAUGGAGACGUGUCUUUGAUUCUGAAGGAUGUGACGACUAAUGACACUGGAACAUACGAGUGUGGUGUCUUCAUGGAAGAAACACGCUCAUGGGAGGUCAUCAGCAUCAUCUACCUGACUGUUGUUGAUCCUCCAGGUCCAUCAGGAGGAAUUAUUGGACUGAUCGUUGUUGUUCUUCUUUUUCUUGUCGGUGUUGUUUUUUUGAUCUACAGAAAACAUAAAGUGUCUCGAUAUUCAUACAAGGUUCCUACUGAGAAUAAUGAGGCUCCUCAGUCUCCACAGCAGGACUGUGUCAGAGGACAGACAGAAGUGAACUAUCCUGAGCCUCCAGCAGACGGACAUUAAACAUCCACAAUUAGAUUUUUCUGAUUAUCAUCAUGUUUAUGGACAUAAAGUGGGAGUGGAUUCCCACAGAUUUUGCGUGUCAGUGUUGGUGUGGGAGUUUCACCUGUGAUACAGAGGAGCUUGUUUCUAUGGAGCCAGCUGCAAGGAGAAGGGUCUCCCCUGGAUGCCAACACUGAGCUGAGCUCUCCCAGUAAAAUAUUACAAAUAACAUAAAAUGUGUCGGUGCUGUAAUAUUCAACUUGUUUGUUUUUUCAUUCCAAGGUGAACUGUUUGUUGUGUGUCAAGCAACUGCUGUACAACAACACCUCAUUUGUGGGUUUCUCUUCAGUGUUUCUUUCUCAGUCCUUACAUGAUGUUCACGUCCAAUUUGAGAUAAGAACAAGAUAAACUUUAUUCUUCAGCCUGAAAUACAAAAAUACACAAAAAUGAAACUAUAAGAAUUUUAUAUUGUUGUACUGCUGCUACAUUUUUGUACACUGAUGCUGAGUUUUAGCACCAGUGUAUUCAAAUCAGUGUGUUUUUCUAGGACAGUGGUGACAGAGGUCAAAGGGGACUGUGUGUGUUCCCACCACAUUUGUCCACGUUACCACGGAGACAGAAAACUGCAGGUCUUUGAAGGAUCAUGAAGGAAUCUCCAAACAGGAUUAGGAAUAAUCAUAUAUGGUACACAUAAGGAACAGGGCUCAUGCAGAGGUCAUAGGGUGCCUUGACCCAGGAACAAGAUCUGUAACAGGAAGUAGAGCGGGUUAGCACUGUCCUUUCACAGCAAGGAGGUUCCUGGUUCAAAUCCCAGCAUGUACUCCUUAUGCCUGUGUGGGUGCCCUGAGUGUAAUCGACGUCCUCCACAGUCCACAGACAUCCAUGUGAGGUAAAGGGUGAUUAAACUGUCUGUGUGUGUUUAGUAGAUAAAGUGCUGUAUGAAAGUCUAGUUACGAGUGGUCAGCAGGACUAGAACAGCAGCAGUGGUUAUAUAACACAGCCAGCAGCAGGAUACAAUACUAAAUGGGCCGUGCAUCACAGUUUAAUGUGUGACUGGUUGGCUGAGCUGUUUGGUUCAGCUCAGUUUAAGAUUUUUACAAUAACAUGUUUUUGGGUGCAAUAAUUACAGAAUAAGGAACAUUGAUGGUGACUAACUUCUUCUGUUGUGCGCUUUAGUUAUAAUGUUGGAUCCAGUCCUUUUGGGUGGGUUGUUCCUGUCCUCUGUAGCGGUUUACUGCUUUUUCCAAAGCUUUUAUUUCAGAGCCUCCACCCACACAGAGUUUAGUAUCACAGUGUAGGAAGUGACUCUGCAGAAAGAAUUUCAUACUCUGACCUCCAAACACUUCCAACAAUCUGACUCUGUGCUUUGGAAUUUAGGUCACAGUUGAAACUUGGUAUUAUAAUUUCAAACCACGCCUCCACAAAUCAAACACUCUUCCUCUUCACUUUUCUUCUCAGCACAUCUGUUUACAGUUAGAGACAAACAGACAAAACAGUGCAGAAAACAACCAUUUACAGCUAAAUGCUGCCUCCUCUUUAGUGCAGUACAGAGAAUUCAUGUGUUUACAGCACACGGCAGCUUUGUUCCUUAUUUUGAUUCAUAUGUGUGAAAUAAAUAAAACAGUUUUUGGUUUGUGACUGA